CCCCUUCUCCCUGUCUCCCUCAGGAGACCCUUGGGAUGGAGGGUUAGGCAUAGGAGCAGAGUCACGGUGGCCACGAGUCCACCAGGCCCUCUUCCUGUAAGAAGGAAUAGCAAGGCCGGAGCAAGCAGAGGCUGGCAGGUUGGGUCAGGUAAUCAGCCUGCCUUCCCUUGAGACAUGCUACUUGGCUCUGCCCAUUUGUUCAUCUAUAAAACAGGACUAAUAGCAAUGCCCAGGCCCCUUCUAUCAUGUGCUGUGGUGUAGCUUAAGAGAACUAAUAUAACAUAAGGUGUUUCUAAACUUCACUAUAAGCUAAAAAGGUAUAUUCUUAUUUUUUCACGGCAGUAUAGAUUGGGGCUUAAGCAUGUGGACAACAAAUCAGACUAUGGGGGUCAGAUAUUGGUUUGAGUUCUGGCUCUUACUCACUGUGUGAUCUCAGGUGAGUCCUUGUACCUCUCUGUUCCUCUGCAAAAUAUCAUCAACUAAUUCACUUGACACCCACGUAUCCAGGACCUACUAUGUCCCAGGUACUCUCUCGGGAAUGUGGCUGCCUCAGGGAAAUCAAAGACACGAACCUGCCCUCAAGGGCCUCAUAUUUGCAUGGGAAGAAGCAGAAGCAACCCGGAGCACAGCCAACACCCAGCUGGGCAUGCAGACCUUAACAGGGGGAUAGACCUGAGCAGGCUGAGAGUUAGCAGGACCCAGCCUGGCAGGGAACAUUGCAGGGGGGAGAGGAGGGCUGUUGUGAAGACCAGGCAGAUUGAUAUAAGAAAAGUACUCAGAGGAGUGCCCCCUGAGUGGCAGGAGUCACAGAAGCAUGAGCUCUCACCUUCACCAUCAGCCUUUAGGAGCCACAAGAAGGAAAGAGAAAGAGCAGGGGAGGCUGGGAAUGAGGGGUGAAGGAGGGGAAAGGCAGGAAGGGGUCAGGCAUGCCACACCGAGCACGUCACACUCCAGACCCUGCUACCUACACACCUAUAACUGGUAUACACUGGAGCAAGACAGAGGGACUGGGCCACAGCUACCUGUAUCAUCCAAACCCAGGCCUGGGGGUGCCUAUUAGGUUAACACCCCCUGCCCCGCCCCGCCACCACAAUUGGUUCCCAUAGGUUUCCCCUGCUGCAGGACCUGUUUUGGCUGUCCUGAUCAGGCAUGAACUGCCAACCUAGGCUUGUCCGAACAGAAAGGCCUGCAAGGAGGAGGGGGAUUUUCUCAUGACUUUGCAUGAGAAUCAUGGAUGGAGUCGAAUGGUGGGGAGGGCAGGUGGGGCUGUGGUUGAGGUCAGAAGCCAAAGUCCCCAGAGCAGCACAAAGCGCACCGUGCAUUUGAGCUGUUGCACGAUGUUGAGGGCAAGUACAGGUUACUAGCCUGGUGCAGUGCAAGGGAAGUGGCUGUGUGUGUUCAGAGGAGACAGGACAAUCUAGACACCAAGAUGGCCUUGAUCAGGCCUUGGACCACAGCUCCAAGAAAGCCCUGACUAGUACAGGGGGCCAGGGUGAAGAGAGAGGCAGGGGACGGGAAAGCUAAGAAGUGACCAGUAUUGCAGUCCACCCCUGUAUAGGAAAUGAGUGAGACGAGGCACAAAUCGAAUGACUUAAUAAAAACAAAUUGAAGGAACCAAGGCAAUGAGCAUUCAUCCCUCCAGGGAGCAGAGUCAGAUGGGACAAAUUAGUGGGGCUGCCAAGCACCCUCCCUCCUGGGCUCCUGGGCUCCACCCUGUUGUGCUGUGAGGAACAGUGCAGGCUAGGGAAGUGGGCUACCAAGGAGCAGGUGCCAGAACUCCCCGGCCCACCCUGGUGACCUGUGCCUGAGGCAGAGAGGAGCAGAGGAUCUAAAUCUAGCUCUAUGUCAGAGUGACCUGAGAAGUUUCCAAAAAACCCAUCUACACCAGGCCCUGGUAUAGGAAGCUGCCUGGUGUCGGACAUACCUCAGGUGGGUGGGGUUGUCACUCCAUGUUGGGGCUAUGCCAUGUGGGAAAAGUUGGGAGUUGGUUUGGGGUUGGGACACAAGGGAAGUUCUGGCCAAGUCCUGGAAAGUAAAAAGCGCAUUUCCAAGCCACGCCAUAAGGUCAUUUAUUUAUCAUCUCAAGGAGUGGGAGGCCUCCACAAACACCUAGGGACCAGCACAGGCUUGAGUCCCAAAGGGGAACUUACAGUCAUGGGUGGAUGCCACAGUCUGCUCAGAGUGCCACACACUUUGGAGCUUUAACGGCAGAAGUUUAUUAACUGUCUCACAGUUGUGGAGGCUAGAAACAGAAGAUUAAGAUGUAGACAGGGUCAGUUUGUCCUGAGGCCUCAUUCCCUGGCUUGCAGAUGGCCGUCUUCUCCCUGUGUGUUCAACUCUCUGUGUAUCAGUGUCCUAAUCACCUCUUCUGAAAAGGGAACUGGUCACAGUAAAUCAGGGCCCACUCUAAUGACCUCAUUCUAAUUUAACCCCUCUGUAAGGUCCUAUCUCCCUUAUAGUCAUUCUGAGUUCCUGAGGACUAGGACUUCUACAUUACGAAUUUUGUGAGAGUAUUCAGGAGCAAGUGCCUUGGUCAGAGAUGGCUCCUGCUGGCAUAGCCCUGAGGGCCACUGUCCUCUGCCUUGUGGCCUGGGUUGGCCUGGCUGCUGGAGACCGUGUGUACAUACACCCCUUCCAUCUCCUUGUCUACACCAAGAGCAGCUGUGAGCAGCUGGAGAAAUCUAAUGCAGAGACACUCAAAGAACCGACCUUCACACCCAUCCCAAUUCAGGCCAACACAGCCCAGGUGGAUGAGGAGGCCUUGCGCCAUCAACUGGUGCUGACCGUGGAGAAGCUGGAGGCUGAGGACAAGCAGAGGGCCACCAUGGUCGGGAUGCUGGCUAACUUCCUAGGCUUCCGCAUGUACAAGGCACUGAGUGACAUGUGGAACACCGCUGGUGGGGCUGGUGGGGCUGGUGGGACUGGCGUGCUCUCCCCAACGACUCUCUUUGGCACCCUGGCCUCUUUCUACCUGGGAGCAAUGGACCCCACAGCCCAUAGGCUCCAGGCACUCCUGGGUGUCCCAGGGGAGGAUGAGGACUGCACCUCCCGCCUGGAUGGGCACAAGGUCUUGUCUGCCCUGCAGGCCAUCCAGGGCUUGCUGGUGGCCCAGGGCAGGGCGGAUGGCCAGGCCCGGCUGCUGCUGUCCACAGUGGUGGGCCUGUUCACUGACCCGAGCCUGCGUCUGAAGCAAACAUUCAUUCAGAGCCUGGAUCUCUUCACCCCCAUUGUCCUCCCUCGCUCUGUAGACCUCUCCUCAGACCCAGAUCUUGCAGCUGCAGAAAUAGACAGGUUCAUGCAGGCUGUGACAGGGCAGAAGAUAAGCAGUGUGGUGGGAGUCCAAGCAGACAGCACCCUGCUCUUCAACACCUACGUUCACUUCCAAGGGAAAGUGAAGGGCUUCUUCCUGCUGGCCGAGCACCAGGAGUUCUGGGUGGACAACAGCACUUCAGUGUCUGUCCCCAUGCUCUCAGGCACGGGCAUAUUCCAGCACUGGAAUGACACCCAGAACAACUUCUCAGUGACUCGGGUGCCCUUGGGUGAGAGCGCCUGCCUUCUGCUGGUCCAGCCCCACUACGCAUCUGACCUGGAUAAGGUGGAGGCCCUCGCCUUCCAGCAUGACUUCUCCAGCUGGAUGAAGAACCUGUCUCCCCGGGCCAUCCACCUGACCAUGCCCCAGCUGCUGCUGCAAGGAUCUCACAACCUGCAGGAUCUGCUUGCCCAGGCCAAGCUGCCCACCCUGCUGGGUACCAAGGCGACCCUGGGCAAAAUCAGCGACACCAACCUCAGAGUGGGGAAGGUAAUGAACAGCAUUCUUUUUGAACUCAAAGCCGAUGAUGGAGACCAGCCCACAGAGUCUGCCCAGCAGCCCGACGGGCCCGAGGUCUUGGAGCUGACCCUGAGCAGCCCAUUCCUGUUUGCUGUGUACGAGCGCGACUCCAGUGCCAUACACUUCUUGGGCCGCGUGGCCAACCCACUGAGCAUGGUAUGAGGCUAGGGCUCCAGACGGAGGGCCCUGCAAGGCCUCUGCCCUUGGCCCCCAGGACAAAGGCCAACAACACACAGCAACCCUGGGCAAAAUCAACGAUUUGUCCAGUCCCUGCCUUUUCUUCUGACAGUCAACUCUAAGUUGGAAAGCAGCUUCUCUCCUUGGCAAAGCAGUGUCAUGCAGAGUGAGCGGGAGAAGUCCAACCUCACAAACAGGCCUCCCAGGUUGCUGGAUUUAUUUUGGAGGCCUGGGGGUGGGGAACCAAGAGCUGGCAUUUAGCACAGGACUAUUUUCCCAGAAAGAAAUUAGACAGACCAACUAGUUUGUGAAACCAAAAACUGUUCCUGUUUUAGGUGAGAAGAGAAAUAGGCUUUUCAAAUUCAAAGGCUUUUCAUUGCCUUGGUUUAUACUUAGCUUAACGAAUGUGAGACUAUGAUCUUCAUGCAGUUUCCACACUAGAUUAGUGUUUUCUUCCAUAGAUAUUUGUGAAUUUUGAACAAUUAAUUACGAAAAACACAAACAUCUGGAUUUGUUAGAAUGUGAAACCGUGGCUGGUUGGCCCGCACUUGUGUUAGUAAUAAAUGUCUUGCAACAAUAAACCAAAAAAUUAUCUUUCAUUUAGCAGUAGCAGAGACGCAUGCGAUCGAGCUGACAGGCCGUGUGUGAAGAGAAGCCAGGACUGGGGGGUGGAGUUCCCGUGGCAGGCCUGGGCUGGCACUUUGUCUUUGGAGAAGUUUUAGGGAAUGGGUUUCUUUGGACAUGUCCAUUCAUAAGCAGUGGUGGCAAUCUGUGUGAUGGCCAGGCGACAGGAAGCAGGAGAGGGCAGGGACCUGGGAAGUUGGGCACUUCGUCCCCCCUCCCCCAGUGAUGCAGGGUGGGAUGGCUGCUCGUCCUGUGCCUGCAAAAUGGAAGGCAGAGAAGUAAAUCUUCCUGAAUAAAUAUUAGCAAAUUCUUUUC
This is a messenger RNA of Otolemur garnettii (small-eared galago), 4945 nucleotides long. It is a transcript of the gene AGT, whose product is annotated as angiotensinogen. The transcript is spliced from 5 exons. Gene Ontology annotation, biological process: regulation of systemic arterial blood pressure by renin-angiotensin. Gene Ontology annotation, molecular function: serine-type endopeptidase inhibitor activity. Lineage: Eukaryota; Metazoa; Chordata; Mammalia; Primates; Galagidae. The record is from RefSeq and is a predicted model, not a curated record. The coding region runs from base 2540 to 3991 and encodes 483 amino acids.